Messenger RNA from Centropristis striata (black sea bass), 2617 nucleotides. It is a transcript of the gene slc13a2, whose product is annotated as solute carrier family 13 member 2. Gene Ontology annotation, cellular component: membrane. The transcript has 12 exons. The record is from RefSeq and is a predicted model, not a curated record. The coding region runs from base 142 to 1938 and encodes 598 amino acids. NCBI's taxonomy places the organism in Eukaryota, Metazoa, Chordata, Actinopteri, Perciformes, Serranidae. Gene Ontology annotation, biological process: monoatomic anion transmembrane transport. Gene Ontology annotation, molecular function: transmembrane transporter activity.
UAUUAGUGUCAUACGUACCUCAGUGGGUCUCUGUGGAGCACGCAUCAGCUGCUGAGCUCUUUAUUACUCUUAACCUACUGGGAGUUUAGGAUCAUUUGGAUAGUUUCUGCCUCUUGGAGUGUCUUCUCGGCCAGCAGGAUCAUGGGUAGCUGCUUGAAGUGGCUGUGGUACCACAGAAACUACUUCAUCAUCUUGCUCACGCCAAUCGCUCUCCUUCCCCUGCCGCUCGUCAUCCCCACGUCGGAGGCCAGAUGUGGCUAUGCGAUCAUCCUCAUGGCUCUGUACUGGUGCACAGAGUGCAUGCCUCUGGCUGUGACCGCCCUGCUGCCUGUCGUCCUCUUCCCCAUGAUGGGCAUCAUGAAGGCUGGAGAUGUCAGCAUAGAGUAUCUGAAGGACUCGAACAUGCUGUUCAUCGGGGGCCUGCUGGUGGCCAUCGCCGUGGAGAAGUGGAACCUUCACAAGCGAAUCGCGCUCCGAAUCCUGCUGUUGAUCGGCGUCCGCCCGGCUCUGUUGAUGAUGGGCUUCAUGAUCGUCUCGUCCUUCCUCUCCAUGUGGAUCAGCAACACGGCGACCACUGCCAUGAUGCUGCCCAUCGCCUCGGCCGUGCUGCAGCAGCUGAAGGCCACCGAGGCGCGGGCGGACGAGCGAGAGUUCCGGACCACCACCGAGGACAACCAGGCGUUUGAGCUGGAGAUAAGUCCGACUAAACGGGAGGUGACGGAGGAGAAGACGGAAGAGAAGCAGCCGGAGAACAAGGCUCAGCUGGAGAACGGAGUCUAUGAACACGAGUGGAAUAUGGAGUCGAUGCAGGAGUCCAAGAGGAAAGCGAUAGACUCCAAGUACGAGCUGCUGACCAAAGGGAUGAGUCUGAGCGUUUGUUACUCCGCCAGCAUCGGAGGCACCGCCACGCUCACCGGCACCACGCCCAACAUCAUCCUCAAGGGGCAAAUUGACAAGCUGUUCCCUGGCAACGGGGACGUGAUCAACUUUGCCAGCUGGUUUGGCUUCGCUUUCCCCAACAUGCUGCUGAUGCUGGUGCUCACCUACUUCUGGCUUCAGUUCAUGUUUCUGGGUUUCAACUUGAAGCAGUCAUUCGGCUGUGGCGUGAAGACCGAGCGAGAUAAGGAGGCGUCCAUGGUGAUGAGGCAGGAGUACAACAAGCUGGGCCGCAUGAGGUUCGCAGAGUGGGCGGUGCUCACCAUCUUCGUCCUGCUGGUCGCUCUGUGGUUUACCAGGGAGCCUGGCUUCAUCGACGGCUGGGCCACGGUGCUCUUCAACAAGGGCGGACCGUUUGUGUCUGAUGGAACAGUCGCCAUCUUGAUGUCCAUGCUGUUCUUCGUUGUGCCCUCCCAGAUGCCGAAGUGUGGAGACUAUGGCGUCAAUGUCGAAGGCGAGACGGUGAACGCUCCGCCCACGCUGCUAAACUGGCAGGUGGUGCACGAGAGGAUGCCCUGGAACAUCAUCCUGCUGCUGGGAGGAGGCUUCGCCCUGGCUGCAGGCAGCGAGGAGUCCGGUCUGUCCACGUGGCUCGGAGAGAGUUUGGCUCCUCUGGAGAAAAUUCCGCCGUACGCCAUCUCACUGCUGCUCAGCCUGCUGGUGGCCACGUUCACCGAGUGCUCAAGCAACACGGCAACCACCACGCUGUUCCUGCCCAUCCUCGCCUCCAUGGCCAUCGCCAUUAAGAUCCACCCACUGUACGUGAUGUUGCCCUGCACCAUCGCCGCCUCGCUCGCCUUCAUGCUGCCAGUAGCCACGCCCCCCAACGCCAUCGCCUUCUCUUUUGGAAAACUUAAAGUCAUGGACAUGGUUAAAGCCGGCUUCAUGCUGAACAUCAUUGGGAUUUUGACAGUUAAUUUGGGUAUCAACACCUGGGGGUACGCCAUGUUUGACAUGGGCACCAUACCUCCCUGGGUCAACAUCACAGACAGUCAGCCCUGAGCAGAGAACAACUCAGAGAGAGAGAGAGACAGAGAUGGAGUAAGAAUGACACAGACAUGGAUCUUUAAAGCCCCAGACAAAAAUAUUCAUGAGUAAAUAAGCAGAAGAGUUGUUAAGAAGCGAAAUUAAACCAGGAGAGAGAAGGGGGAGUAAAUCAAAGCUUUUUACAGGUAAUAAGGUGAAUAUAAAACAUUUUCCACAUUAAAACACCAGUUGAGGUCAGCAGUGAUGCAACACAAACUCACAUGCCAUCUGUAAAAAUAGACCUUGAUAAGAAAGAAAUGUGAAUCAUUUACGGCCUGAAGUGAGAUAAGCUCGACUCGUUAUCAGAUUAUUAGCUCUGUUAUUAGACCGACUCUUCCUCAAUGUUCAGCGGCUGAACAGAACAAAAACCUGAGGUCAUUUCCUUGUAAAUGUGAUGUCAUCGUUGAUCUAUUUAUCACUCACUAAUGAAGCACACGGAGUGAUUAUUUAAAUGUGAUUAUGCUUUAAUGUAUCAGGUGAUUUAACUUAUUACUGCCGUCCUUUUGUUUUUUAUCAGUGUUUUACUAUGAACAAGCUUUUAUUUUACAUUUGGUGAUUAUUUGUAUUCCUGCAGGGCGGAAUUUUAAUCUUAAAUUUGUUCUAUCAAUAUAAACAGGUGAGAAGGAUUAAAGGAAAAGUCUGACAUUUUGGAAAA